AGUAAAAAAUCGCCUCUUGAAAAAAAAAACAUGUUUGAUCCGCGAGUGCGAAAAUACCCUGGGAUGGACAGAGCGGAGCCGGUUUCUGUGAUUUCCCUUCGAUCACUAUGCCUUCAUGCUGCCGCUUCCCAACAGACGGCUCCAGUCAAAUUCUGGUUCCAAUCAUUUGGGGGUGUCAAGGCUAAGAUGGAAUAUCAGAGCAAUGCACGCACAAAUUCCAGAGCGAUUGUCCUGGUGCACAUGAUGACGGGCAACACCGAAAGCAGCCAGGGAUCGAUGAGGGACGAUAAUCUUACCAUCAACAAGCGGGUGAAAAGCAGAUCAAUUGCUACGGAAGAUGAACGGCCGGUGGACCCAAAAGUUUGGUUCUGCCUUUUCCACCAAUUCUGGAAGUCCCCACCAAGUCCCACAGGUUAUUACGGUUACUGUGAACCGUUGUGACGGCAAAGAUGACAUUUCUCAGCAGGAAAAACAAAAUUAAAUGGAAUCAAAAUUCCAGGUAAAUGGUUUGUAGUUUUUGUAAACGAUUUUCUUUGCGCCCCCAGGUUUGUCAUUGCCGCCAAACCUCACCGGCACAAAAAAGGACGGAAGCGUACCGUUGCUGGCCGCAGUUCCUGCUUCCGGCUAAAGUAGAUGCGCUGGACAA
Uranotaenia lowii is the source of this 646-nucleotide messenger RNA. RefSeq lists its product as uncharacterized. NCBI's taxonomy places the organism in Eukaryota, Metazoa, Arthropoda, Insecta, Diptera, Culicidae. The transcript is spliced from 3 exons. The record is from RefSeq and is a predicted model, not a curated record. The coding region runs from base 31 to 441 and encodes 136 amino acids.